Messenger RNA from Porites lobata, 1623 nucleotides. Lineage: Eukaryota; Metazoa; Cnidaria; Anthozoa; Scleractinia; Poritidae. The record is from the annotation of a GenBank genome assembly.
AUGGUUGGUCAUACCAUUGCAGAGAUAUUUGGCCACAUUCUUUUUAGCUUCACACGGAGUGUCGCUGAACACUCAAACUUUCCCAAAAGCGAGAACCAUUCAUCUCUCUUUGGCUACAAUGCUUUAGAAGACACGGGCAAGGAAUGGUACGCUCAAUCUGUCGAUGAAGUUAUCUACCAAGAAUACGGCAACAGCGAAGCAAGUGCUAGUGAUUAUUGGACGUCAAACCGUCCAGAAGUUAGAAUCAUAAAUGCAAGCUCAACGGAUGACAGCGAACAAACACAGGAAGAAAUAAGUGAAAGUGCGAUGGCGUGGAAGCAUCUUAGACCAUCGAUUUUUCAUACAGUUUUGAAUUCAAUGUACUUUGGUUUAUUCAUCUCCGUCUUGAGUGCGUCUGUUGCUGGACUGGCUUCGAUUGCUGCCUUUUACUUUAGCUUUCAAACGCAGCUCAUCUGUUUAACUCGUCCCAAAGAAUCGAUUCCAAUCAAGCUACAGUGGGUUAUAACCAUUUCAGAAGUAUUUUCCGUCUGUUUUAUGUACUUUUCAUGCUUUCUCAGUAUUAUAUGUUAUUUUCGGCCAUUCCAAAUAUCAGGAUUAAAAUCAACUCUGUUCUUUUUGUGUUUUGGUUUUUACAUUCUGGACUCAGGUUAUCGAAUAACCAUGCAAGCUUUAGGACUUUCGCAGUCUAGGUUGACAUUUACACAGAAAAUUCCUGCAAUGGCUACAUACCACAUAAAUAUAUGUGUACUGUUUUACGUUUUGACAAGACACUUAAAUCCAGGGCCUAUAAAAAGGCAGAUAAAGACGUUGCUACUUUUAAUUGUUGCGUGUGUCGCCACACAGCUAUCUGCUGUACUUGUAGCCUAUUUAAUAUAUCCAGCAUACAACAAACAGGAAAAAACUGGUAAACUGAUUAUAGCGAUAUUUUCUCCUCUGAUUGUAGUUUUACUCAAAGGUGCUUCUCGUGUAUGUGUUCAGCGUUCAUGGAACCGUAUCAGUUAUCCAUCCACUUCAUUUGUGCUGCUGGGUACACUUUAUUGUGGAUCGGCUACAAUGGUGAGAUUAUUACAAGUGGAUCUUCAGAGUCUAGAGUCCGUUGCCUUCAUUGGAGUCAUUCAUGGGAUAGCAGAAGUUAUUGAGCGAAGCACGAUGGUUAUCAUAGAUCAUUAUUCUAAUCAAAUUCUGGAAAAGAGAAAAAUUCCCCUUGGAGGUUUUCGUACGCCUCGUCGAGAGAGGCUUGCAGCCGAUAUCUGUAUUAUGGGCAUGUUGUAUGAAUCCAGUGCAAUAAUCUCAGUGAACGGCCUUCUGUACUUAUACCAAUAUUCUUACACCACUGAUAGCUCACCGUUACUACUAUUUCAGUUAUUUGUACUUACCACUUCCGUUCCACUAUCCAUCGAAUGGUUUUUCACGAGUGUUUCUAUAGCUAUUGAAACUCGCUAUCAGAAUAUGCCAAUCAUGGCUGUUUGGCGAAGACGAUGGAAAAGACACGUGUUAGUGGCGGUUAUAAAUAUUGUGAUGAUCUCCAUUUGGGCAAGUACGAGUCUGUUAAUAGCCAUAAGAGGACGCUUUGUUAACGAAACUAAAGACCACUGCAAAAUGCCAUUCAAUUUAGACCCGUAA